Vigna angularis (adzuki bean) is the source of this 1011-nucleotide messenger RNA. RefSeq names its product UDP-glycosyltransferase 73C7-like. NCBI's taxonomy places the organism in Eukaryota, Viridiplantae, Streptophyta, Magnoliopsida, Fabales, Fabaceae. The record is from RefSeq and is a predicted model, not a curated record. The transcript has 3 exons. Bases 1 to 1011 code for a protein of 336 amino acids.
AUGAAUUCAGCUUGUGUUGGUAUUUGUGAUGCGGAAGGGAGGGGAGGGUCGUCGAUGGCUGAGGAGGCUGUGGGAACAUCCAUGGUGGGGGAAUGGGGUUGGGUUGGUGGAACGGGAGAAAAUCUGGGAAGAUUGAUGCACGGUGGUAGGUUUGCUCGCAGUUUGCAGAUUUUGCAAUUCUUAGACUUGGGUUUCUGCUUCGCAAGUGCCAUGGUGGUUUGCGGUGAAGGUGGCUUCACUAUGGGGAAGUUGUUUCGAAGGAGAAACAAUGAUGGAAGGAGAGGAAUAAUGGUAGGUGUGAAAGAGGGUUUGAUUUGGGAGCAGGGUGUCUCUGUCACAGUGAUCACCACACUCCAAAAUGCAUCCCGUUUCAAAUCAACUUUUGCCCAUUCCAUUGAUUUAGGGUCUCAAAUCAAACUACUUGAAAUCCAAUUCCCAUAUCAAGAAGCUGGAUUGCCAGAAGGGUGUGAGAAUCUUGACAUGUUACCUUCACUGGGCGCUGGCUUGGAUUUCUUCAAUGCUGCCAACAGCAACACCCAAAAGGAGCAAGUAGAGAAACUCUUGGAAGAUCUAACGCCCCCACCAAGCUGCAUAGUUUCAGACAUGUGUUUACAUUAUACAGCCACCAUUGCUACCAGAUUCAACAUCCCCAGUAUCUCUUUCUUGGGACAAAGUUGCUUCAGUCUCUUCUGUAUGUACAGCCUGGGAAAAUCCAGACUUCUCUCAGGCAUAACGUCGAACACUGAGUACUUCGUUUUGCCUGGUUUGCCCGACAAGGUUGAGAUGACCAAAGCACAACUUCCAGCGCAAAAAACAGAUGCUGAAUGGAGAAAAUUUUAUGCCAGAACAGGUGCAGCUGAAGGGGUUUCUUAUGGGGUGGUAAUGAAUUCCUUUGAGGAGUUGGAAGCGGAUUAUGCCAGCGCUUACAAGAAGGCCAGAAAGGGUAGAGUGUGGUGUAUUGGUCCUGUUUCACUGAGCAAUUUUGAAAUAGGCUCCCAAAUCAAACCCUAA